This is a messenger RNA of Mangifera indica (mango), 1583 nucleotides long. RefSeq names its product proline iminopeptidase-like. The record is from RefSeq and is a predicted model, not a curated record. Gene Ontology annotation, biological process: proteolysis. Gene Ontology annotation, molecular function: aminopeptidase activity. The transcript has 11 exons. Lineage: Eukaryota; Viridiplantae; Streptophyta; Magnoliopsida; Sapindales; Anacardiaceae. Gene Ontology annotation, cellular component: cytoplasm. The coding region runs from base 92 to 1279 and encodes 395 amino acids.
AUUCUGAUAAGCUUGAAGUUUACAAAAUUAAUUUGGGUGUUGAUUCUGAUAGGCUGAAAGUUUACAAUUUUAUCUUAACGUGUAACAUAGAAUGAGUUUACUAGGUUUUGGUUCUAAAAUCUUCACUUCAAAUACUUGUUAUACUUCUGUGCUUCCUCUCAUUUCCUCUCCUUCAUUUUCAUCUCGUCUCCAUUUCCAUCACAAACUCACUCUCUCAGGGAGGAGGAAUUUAGUCACACGCACUCAAAAUCUUGGUUAUAAGAGUGAGCCAAAUCUUGUUGACUUAAUGGAAUCAGAGAAGGAAUUACCGCAAGUGAAUAGAAAUCUUUAUCCCCAUAUAGAGCCAUAUAGUACCGGCUUUUUGAAGGUUUCUGAUAUUCACACAAUCUACUGGGAGCAGUCAGGAAAUCCGAAUGGGCAUCCAGUUGUCUUUCUUCAUGGAGGUCCAGGAGGAGGUACUGCACCAAGUAACCGAAGAUUCUUUGAUCCUGAAUUUUACCGCAUCAUUCUAUUUGAUCAGAGAGGUGCAGGAAAAAGUAAACCCCAUGCCUGCUUGGUUGAAAACACCACAUGGGACCUCAUUAAUGACAUUGAAAAGCUGAGACAACAUUUGGAAAUUCCAGAGUGGCAGGUGUUUGGUGGGUCAUGGGGAAGUACACUUUCUCUUGCAUACAGUCAAUCACACCCUGACAAGGUCACUGGCAUGGUCCUUCGAGGGAUAUUUCUUUUGCGAAAGAAAGAGAUUGAUUGGUUCUAUGAGGGAGGUGCUGCUGCUAUAUAUCCAGAUGCUUGGGAGCCAUUUAGAGACCUCAUUCCAGAAAAUGAGAGGGAUUCAUUUGUAGAUGCCUACAGCAAAAGACUCAAUUCUGAUGAUAAGGAGAUCCAAUUUGCAGCUGCUAGAGCUUGGACCAAAUGGGAAAUGAUGACUGCCCAUCUUCUCCCAAAUGAAGAAAACAUCAAGAGAGGCGAUGAUGAUUAUUUUUCAUUGGCUUUUGCACGGAUUGAAAAUCACUAUUUUGUGAACAAAGGCUUUUUCCCUGCCGAUUCUUUCCUUCUAGAUAAUGUUGAUAAGAUGAGACAUAUAAACACUACAAUUGUGCAGGGAAGAUAUGAUUGUUGUUGCCCUUUGAUGUCAGCUUGGGAUCUUCAUAAGGCAUGGCCAGAGGCAGAGUUAAAGAUUGUUCCAGAUGCAGGACACUCGGCUAAUGAGCCUGGAAUUGCUGCAGAACUUGUGGCUGCGACUGAGAAGCUGAAAAAUAUUGUCAAGAAUGGACAUUGAGAAGGACCAGGCACAGCACGUUCUUUGAGGUCCAAAGCAACUUUCAAAUAGAAAAAAAUGGGGCACAUUCAUGGCAAUGUGCCUUGCAUGUACAAGAUAGUAUAUUACAAAUAAUUCUGAGAAAUAGGGUGGUUCAUGAUUGAACCCCAGUGGCUCAGCAAUAGGCAAAUCCUUGAAUAUUAAAUGAAACAUGUUCAUUAGACGGUUUUGAAGAUGGACUUGUGGUGGUUCUGUAAUGCGUAAGACCUUUUGUAUGAAAACUUAUCACUUAAUCUAUUAAAUAAUGUUAAAUACCUUGCAAAUA